Cryptomeria japonica (Japanese cedar) is the source of this 586-nucleotide messenger RNA. RefSeq names its product ubiquitin-like protein 5. Gene Ontology annotation, molecular function: protein tag activity; protein binding. Gene Ontology annotation, cellular component: nucleus; cytoplasm. The record is from RefSeq and is a predicted model, not a curated record. NCBI's taxonomy places the organism in Eukaryota, Viridiplantae, Streptophyta, Pinopsida, Cupressales, Cupressaceae. The coding region runs from base 155 to 376 and encodes 73 amino acids. The transcript has a single exon. Gene Ontology annotation, biological process: protein modification process; mRNA splicing, via spliceosome.
AGCCGCCCAAAAUUCCAUAUACGUUUCUAUAUAAAACACACAGCAGACGAUCUUCCCAUCUCAAAUUCCUCCUUAAUUACAGGCAUAGACGCAGGGAAAGAAAUCAGAAAUCCUUUUUCUUAUUUGCAGAGCUUGUUAUUAUCGUUAUAAUACGAUGUUGGAAGUGGUGUUGAACGAUCGGCUGGGGAAGAAGGUGAGGGUGAAAUGCAACGAGGACGACACCAUCGGCGAUCUGAAGAAGUUGGUGGCCGCCCAGACUGGAACCCGCCCCGACAAGAUUCGCAUCCAGAAAUGGUACAACGUUUACAAAGACCACAUCACCCUCAAGGACUAUGAAAUUCACGAUGGAAUGGGUCUCGAGCUUUAUUACAACUGAGUUUCGUCCCAAAUCUUGUGGUUUUGCAUUUCUUUUUGUUGCCCUAAAAUAGUCGGGUAUGUACUGCCUUCGGAUGCGGUGAAACCCUGAUUUCGUAUUUUGUUGUAUAAUUAUGCAAUUUGUAUUCAAAACCCUAAUUUCAUAUGUAUUUAUAUUUGUUUCGUUUCAUGUUAUGUAAUCCGCGCUUUUAAUAAACCCUACUUUUAUAUU